GUGCAUUGCGAUGCGUGUCAUGUGACAGGACUCUGCGAGAAAUGCCAACAUGGAACCGUGGCAAGGACGAUGUUCUUCCCAACAAUAACACUGAAAGAGACAUCUGGAUUCAUCCUAUGUCGUACAUCUACAAGCCGGAUAGUUCAAUCCAUAUUUACACAAGUGUUUACAAACCGUGGCAAUAUCUUCAGCCUUCCUCUGAUCUGCACACCAACAAAUGGUCUCCAUAAGUGACAAAGCGGUGGCCACUGCUAAUGAAUCGUUCGCGGACCAUUCCUUGGCCACCUUGCCUUUCUUCGAGGUGGGCGGCAGUGAGAGCAGCGAGAGGGGCAGCUCCAUCUCAUGCUCCAGUCCCGAAACCGGAGAUGCUGGAGCUCGACUCAGCUACAGCCCAGGGGAGGAAGACGAGGAUGAAGGGCCGCUGCAGAUCUUUUUAGACUCCACUGAGGAGUUGUUGACUCAGCAGCCCAAGCUGCCUGAUUUUUGUGAGCUGCCCAGCACCUUCUCUCCAACCCUGGAAGACAUUGAGGAAUUCUUGAUGGAGAAGAUGGAGCUGGUGAGGGAUGCUCCUCUGAGUCCGGAGGAAAAGUUAAAGGAGGAUGAGCCUCCCAUGCAGCCGUCUUCCCCCAGUGACGCAGAGCCGAAAUCCAACACGGCGUCACCGGCCCCUGCUGCUCAGAGUGUUAACGCAACGGCCAGUGCCGCGCCGGUGCUCGUUGGUGCUCCAUUUGUGCUUCAGUUGCAACCUCUCCAGCUAAGCCACGCCCUCCAACAGCCAGACACCCAAUCGGGUGUGGCCAACGGGCUCAGAGUGGCCCACCUGGUGCUCGGUGUCCAAGGGGCACAGAACAUUACCCUUCUUUCACCACAGGUGCCCUCAGCAACUUUCCUCCCCAUCAUGGGCGAGGCCGUCAAUCAAGACCAAAAGUAUGUGAAGAUCGCUCCACUGCCCAUUGCCGUCAGGGCGGUCGGGAUAGCGGGUGCAGGCCUGGUCAAAGCCAUCACUCCACGUCCAUCCAGGUCCUCCACGGAAACCUUGCGGGUACACAAAUGCUCUCACCCAGGGUGCGAGAAGAUGUACACCAAGAGCAGCCACCUGAAGGCUCAUUUCCGCAGACACACAGGGGAGAAACCCUACCUGUGCAGCUGGCCAGACUGUGGGUGGAGGUUCUCUCGUUCCGAUGAGCUCUCCCGCCAUCGGCGGUCUCACUCGGGAAUCAAGCCUUACGAGUGCACAAUGUGUGACAAGAAGUUCGCCAGGAGCGACCACCUAUCCAAACACACCAAGGUGCACCGGGGCCCUCGUGCCGGCAGACUGGUCAGGGCAAACGUCUGAUCCCGGGAUAAAACUGGAGUGUGACUCCUGGAGUCUGAGAGGGAAAGCUAUGAUAUCUAAAGGGGCUCACAAGCUGUAACCCUCCGCCUUCAUUUUUGUCUCUGUUUCCUCCCCCAACUUUUUUAUCGUUUAUCCAGAUGUUUGUUUUUCUUGGUGCUACAGUCAGCUAACUUGAAACUCAGGGAUGUGAUUGUUAAGCUCGAAGCAGAUUUCUGGCUUUUUAGUGGGUUAAAGUAAAGCUCACAGUCGAUUUCGUCGCGUUUCGUCCUUCGUUGGUGUAGAGAUACAGGUUGAGCUGCAGCAGAUUAUGAAAUCUGUUUUUAUUGCCUUUAAACCGAGGUUGCAGGAAGUCUGGAGAUCUAAAGGACAAUACGGUGUAUUAAUUUGAGGAAACGUGUUUCUUGUACAUUUUUGUGAAUAUUGUGUUUUAGAUCUAACCAGGUGAAAAUAUAAAAGGAAUACAGUAUUUUGGUUGGCUGUAGCACAUUAACUGAAGCCAGAAUGCUGCAGAAUUUCCCUUUCUUUUUAAUUAAGACAAUAUGCACUAUGAUUUAGGCUGUAAUAUUAUGCAUUAUCAAAUAUGGCCUCUAUCAGGGUGAAUCUCAAGAAAAAUGUCAAGAAAUGCAAUAUUUAGUCAUAUUUUAGCUGAAAAAUGCAUUACAUGUUGCAUAAAGAAAAGGUUUUUCGACAUUUUUGUGACAUUGUUUUUUAUAACAGUUAAGUAUAUUUAACUCUCAAAAUUGUCAGCUGUCAUGCAAAACAUCUUUUUUUUUUUGACUGUAAUCAAUACAAAAAACAUCUCAUUUUCAUUAUCAUAUUAUGAAAAAAAAUCUCAUUCUUAUUACAGUAUUGCCAAAAAAAUUAUAUUUAAAUUGUAGUGCACAGUACAAUUCUAAGAAUAUUAGUUAUUGAAAUUAAUUUAUACAGAUUUCUGUUAUCAAAACAAACAAGAUAUGAUGAUAGCUGUAUUACUUUAAUGAAAAUGAGAUUUUUCGCUUUAAGGUAAUGGGAAUAUGGUGUGUAAAUGCACUUAACUGAAAAUAACACCACAAUGCGAAAAAAAUCUUACAAUAAGCUUCAUUUUAUUUUAUUUUUAUUUGACAUUUCUUCGUGAGAUUCACCUUAUUGAAGUACUCUGGUGGAGUACAGCUCUUUUAAAUGAAUUGUUAUGAUUAAGUCUGAUGCAGUUAUUUGUGUUUUAAAACAUAUUUAAAGGGUUAGUUUACCCAAAAAUGAAAAUUCUGUCAUUUAUUACUCACCCUCAUGUCAUUCCAAACCCGUAAGACCUUCAUUCAUCUUCGGAACACAAAUUAAGAUAUUUUUGAUGAAAUCUUUUUAAAAAAAAUUUUUAUCCCCCAUAGACAGCAAUUUAACUACCACUUUCAAGGUGCAGAAAGGUACUAAAGACAUUGUUAAAACUGUCGACGUGUUUGAAGUGGUUGAUUGAAGUGGUUCUCGUCACUUCAUAACAUUAAUAUUGAACCACUGUAGUCACGUUGACUGUUUUAACGAUGUCUUUACUACCUUUCUGGACCUUGAAAGUGGUGGUUAAAUUGCUGUCUAUUGAGGAGUCCAAUACCUCUCGGAUUUCAUCAAAAAUCACUUAAUUUGUGUUCCGAAGAUGAUUGAAGGUAUUACGGGUGUGGAGCGACAUGAGAGUGAGUAAUUAAUGACAGAAUUUUCAUUUUUGGGUGAACUAACCCUUUAAGUUUUGACUUUUUUCCGAAUGUAUCGAACGUUUAGUCCCCGCCCCUCGUGCAAAAUUUUCUCGGCCCAAUCACAUCCCUGUGCCAGCUGAAAGGUAUUUAUGCAUCAAGUUGCUUUCCACGUUCUUUUCUUGUGCCUCAUCUCUCUCAGUCUGUUGAGAGUGUAUGCCAAACCAACGCCCCUCCUAUGUACGGGGCCGUGGAUAACAUCACUACACGUAUGGAUCGAACUUAUGUACUGUAAAACAUAUAUAAGCUAGAAACAAUUUUCUCUUCGACCUGUAAUCACACAAAGAAAAUUGUUUCCUUUAUGUCGUCGUAAUGUGCUUUGCAUUAGAUCAAUGCAUUUUUUCUACUUAGUGCCGUCACGGUUGAUAAGCUAAAUCGCUGAGGACAGUUGUUACUGUUCAUAAAAACUGGCAGCUGUCAAAAUGAAGCUAUCUGGACAUCAUUAUACCGAUACGUCAUUCAACAGGCUAUUCUAGUAUCCAUGGGACUGUGUUUGAGUUUCUUUCUUGAGAAGGUUCAAGUUAAUCUACCACAUGGAGUGAAUUUGCUUGACAUCGUCUUGCCUUUGUACAUCUGGUCUUAACUACUUUAUGCAUUUCUUUUCCCGCUCUACUUUAGUAGCUCAUGUAGGCUUUCAUGAACUAUCAGGUGCUCUACAUACUUAGUAUCUGGACUUAUCAAUACUCUAAUGUUUGUAGCAGUUUCUGAAUUAUCAUGUAGGUACAUCAUUUGUAAUAUCGCACGAGAGCAUCCUGAUUUACAGUGUUUCAACUAGUACUAUCAUGUACUUCCUGUUAAGAUAGACUUUUUUUUUCUUGUUCUCUUCUCCUUUUUUUUUUUUUGAAGGGAGAUGUCUGUUUUUAUGGGAAUUAUAACGUUAUUCCUUUGCAAGGGCUCAUUCUUGAUUUUUCUGCCACCACCUUCAUCCCAAUAAAAGUGUUAAAUUAUUUCCUAUA
This is a messenger RNA of Ctenopharyngodon idella (grass carp), 4007 nucleotides long. RefSeq names its product Krueppel-like factor 15. Gene Ontology annotation, molecular function: RNA polymerase II cis-regulatory region sequence-specific DNA binding; DNA-binding transcription factor activity, RNA polymerase II-specific. Gene Ontology annotation, biological process: regulation of transcription by RNA polymerase II. The record is from RefSeq and is a predicted model, not a curated record. The coding region runs from base 218 to 1336 and encodes 372 amino acids. The transcript is spliced from 3 exons. NCBI's taxonomy places the organism in Eukaryota, Metazoa, Chordata, Actinopteri, Cypriniformes, Xenocyprididae.